UUAGGAUUACUUUUGUGUGUUCAAACAAUGAUCAGUUUCAUUUGCGAACAUCAUCUCAUAGCAACAGUGUUUUGUCUAUUUUUCGAAAUUACAGUAAAUAAAAUCACUAAAACAUCAUCGUGUGUUCGAGAAGAUCAAUAUAAAUUAUAAAAUAUUAUACACGCUUGUAUUAUAACGGUCACCUUCUUGAAAAAUGUUUUAUCAAGUUUCAAUAGUAAUGGGGAUUUUUAUAAUCUCCACUAGCGACGUAGCGCGGUCAAUCACUGCCGGUGCGAAUAUAUUAGCAUUCUUCCCGUUGCCAAUUUACAGUCAUUUUUCGGGUUUCAAUCCACUAUUUCUGGAAUUGGCGAAUCGCGGUCACCGCGUAACCGUAGUCAGUCCGUUUUAUCCAAAAGGGGACGUGCCGAAUACUUACCAACAUGUACCUAUUCCUAACAUAAAAAUCCAAAGAAAUACAAAACAAAAUCUAAUAGAUAUCCGGCAUGCAUAUCGGGUGAGCAAUAUGAUUAACGUCCAGCGGUCCAUGAUGAAAACGGUCAAGCGAACUUUGAUGCUCAAUGAGACCCGUACGUUUCUCAACAACACUCGGAAUUCCUUCGAUGUGGUGUUAGUUGAAUGUUGGUACAGUGACAUUUACCUGGCAUUGGGGCAUAGAUAUUCCGCUCCGACAGUGUGUUUGAGCCCCAUGACACCACCAGUGACACUCAGCCAAUCACUGGGCAUCCCGGACCAUCCUGCGUACGUACCGUCAUUCUGGCUCCGGUACUCGGACUUUAUGUCAUUCAGUGAGCGCCUAUACAACGCGGCAAUCGCUGUUGCUGAACUGAUUGUAUCUAAGGUCGUGUUCCAUUACGAAAAUCAGAAAAUGCUAGUCGACCUGUACACAUACCCCGGGCACCAAAAUUGCCCACCGCUAGACGAGCUCCGCCGAACCGUUCAACUCACGUUGGUCAACGGCCACUAUUCCGUGUCAUACCCCAGGCCGUAUCCACCAAACGUGGUACAAGUGGCCGGCAUGCACAUGCGGUCUAAGACUUCCACCUUCGUCGAUAAGAAAUUCAAAGCACUUCUUGACGGUGCGGUUCAUGGAGUUAUCUAUUUCAGUUUCGGAUCGAAUUUAAAGAUGUCGGACCUGGCGGAACGCGACGUACAGGUGUUUGUCGAAUCGUUUAGAAAGCUUAAACAAAUUGUGCUGUGGAAAUGGGAAAAUGGGACCAUUGCUAAUCUGCCCGAUAACGUGUACAUCGACAAAUGGUUUCCACAGCAAUACAUCUUGAGCCAUAAGAACUGUAAGUUGUUCAUCACUCACGGAGGAUAUCAUAGUCUCGUGGAGGCCCUGCACAUUGGUUUGCCGUUGAUUGGAUUUCCGUUUUAUACCGACCAGUAUUAUAACAUGAGGUUUGUUAUCGAAAACGGUUUCGGAAUUGAAAUCUCACUGGACCACCUGAAUCUAAAAGUCCUUGACGAUGCAUUAGGAAAUAUUUUGAAUAAUAUUAGUUAUAAGAACAACGCUCAAAGAGCUUCCAAUAUUUUCUUGGACCUACCAGUUUCUGCGAUGGAUGCCGCAGUGUAUUCGGUUGAAUACUUAAUCAGAAACGGUGUUAACCAUACUUCACCUGUAUCCACGAGUUUGAGUUGGUAUCAAUAUUUUGUUAUUGACAUAAUGGUUUUUAUAAGCGUUAUUAUAGCUUUAACUACACUCGUUUUAUAUAAAUCCAUUAAAUACUUAAAAAAGAUCAUUAAUUUAAAAGAUAAAAAGUUAAAAUAAAAUAAAGAUAUAUACUUAUUAUAAAUGAUAUUAUAAUGUAUUUAUUAAUAAUAUAAUACGUAGAAUAAAAUAAUUAUGCAUUAAAUAGCUUUGAUAUUUGAGAAA
This is a messenger RNA of Aphis gossypii (cotton aphid), 1873 nucleotides long. Its product is annotated as UDP-glycosyltransferase UGT4. Bases 194 to 1768 code for a protein of 524 amino acids. The transcript is spliced from 7 exons. NCBI's taxonomy places the organism in Eukaryota, Metazoa, Arthropoda, Insecta, Hemiptera, Aphididae. Gene Ontology annotation, molecular function: UDP-glycosyltransferase activity. The record is from RefSeq and is a predicted model, not a curated record.